CAGAAUAUUAUGAAAAUAACGAUAAGCGAAUCGAUCGAAAAGCUUCUUCGAUAUAAUCGUUGUUGAAUGGAUCGGGCCAUGGCUACGGCACAUGAAACAUGCGCACAGGCCGACCCCGCUUCUCCUUUGCAUCUCGCUAGCGUGCGCCGCGUGGGCCUUGCUUGCGCCGCCUGCGCUCGCUCUUAACCUGCUCCCCUCCUUCCCUUCCGUCAACGGCGCUCCUGAUUGCUGCGGCGCCAUGUCGAGAGCUCGAGUGUACGCCGACGUCAACGUUCUCCGCCCCAAAGAGUACUGGGAUUACGAAUCGCUUGCUGUCCAGUGGGGUGAGCAAGAUGACUAUGAGGUUGUACGGAAAAUUGGAAGGGGAAAAUACAGUGAAGUUUUUGAAGGCAUUAAUGUCAACAGCAAUGAGCGGUGUGUGGUCAAGAUCCUGAAGCCUGUCAAGAAGAAAAAGAUAAAGAGAGAGAUUAAAAUACUUCAGAACCUUUGUGGGGGCCCAAAUAUUGUCAAACUCCUUGAUAUUGUCAGAGAUCAGCAUUCAAAAACACCUAGCUUGAUAUUUGAGCAUGUCAACAGUACAGAUUUCAAAGUCCUGUACCCCACAUUAACAGACUAUGAUAUUCGUUACUACAUAUAUGAACUUCUCAAGGCAUUAGAUUAUUGUCACUCACAAGGGAUAAUGCAUAGAGAUGUGAAGCCUCAUAAUGUUAUGAUAGACCAUGAGUUGCGGAAACUUCGCUUAAUAGAUUGGGGUCUUGCUGAAUUCUAUCAUCCUGGAAAGGAAUACAAUGUCCGUGUUGCUUCAAGAUAUUUCAAGGGGCCUGAACUUUUAGUUGAUCUGCAAGACUAUGAUUAUUCUUUAGAUAUGUGGAGCCUUGGUUGCAUGUUUGCUGGAAUGAUAUUUCGGAAGGAACCUUUCUUUUAUGGGCAUGACAAUCAUGAUCAACUUGUCAAAAUUGCAAGGGUACUUGGGACGGAUGAGUUAAAUGCUUAUUUGAACCAAUAUCAUUUGGAGCUUGAUCCUCAACUUGAUACUCUUGUUGGGAGGCACAGUCGGAAGCCCUGGUCAAAAUUUAUAAAUCCAGACAAUCAGCAUCUUGUGUCACCUGAGGCUAUUGAUUUCCUUGACAAGCUUCUCCGUUAUGACCAUCAAGACAGGCUUACAGCAAAAGAAGCAAUGGCUCAUCAAUAUUUUUCUCAAGUCAGGGCUGCAGAGAGUAGCAGGAUUCGGACACAGUGACCCAUUCGUUCAUAGGCCACAAACAAGCCAGACUUCGUCUUAUGAGAAUGCAGAUAUUUGCUGUUCAUACCACAAAUCUGUUAUUCUGACUUUUGAGUCUGCAUAUGGUAAACUUAUAUGCUCUUCUAUCAAUUUCAGAUAAUUUUGCUGUAACUUUAACCACCUCUUGGAUUUGACAUGUGGGUUUACACUUUACACGGCCGCCUAUAUUUAACCUGCUACUGUUCCAUCAUCCAUGUAUAUAUAGCUAGGUACUUCCUGCGUUGCUGCUGAAAUGUAUUUCUAGUUUGUUUAUUCUAUUUUCUUUGUCA
This is a messenger RNA of Diospyros lotus (date-plum), 1551 nucleotides long. RefSeq names its product casein kinase II subunit alpha-2-like. Gene Ontology annotation, cellular component: nucleus; protein kinase CK2 complex; cytosol. Gene Ontology annotation, molecular function: ATP binding; protein serine/threonine kinase activity. Bases 92 to 1240 code for a protein of 382 amino acids. Gene Ontology annotation, biological process: protein phosphorylation. The record is from RefSeq and is a predicted model, not a curated record. Lineage: Eukaryota; Viridiplantae; Streptophyta; Magnoliopsida; Ericales; Ebenaceae. The transcript has 10 exons.